CCUCCCAUUGCUGCUGGGCUCCAUCGCCACACUCUGCCAUGAUGCCCUUUCCAGGUCUCCUCACACACUGCUGGUGUGUAGAAACUUUUUUGACAUAGGGUGCUGGCAGAUUACGGGGCCUCCCAUAAGCGGCAGCCAGGCCCGUUAAUCUGCCAUAGGCCCCUAAACCGCCUCCUCAUGCUGCUGCCAGGUCCAGAGUCUCUCAUGGGGUCCCUGUACGGCCUCCCCAUUGCUGCUUGUCUCCAUCGCCACACUUCUGCCAUGUGCCACUUUCAGGUCUCCCAUCACACACUGCUGGUGUGUUCUAUUUUUUGAC
Messenger RNA from Staurois parvus, 316 nucleotides. The record is from the annotation of a GenBank genome assembly. Lineage: Eukaryota; Metazoa; Chordata; Amphibia; Anura; Ranidae.